Effrenium voratum is the source of this 1785-nucleotide messenger RNA. The record is from the annotation of a GenBank genome assembly. Lineage: Eukaryota; Dinophyceae; Suessiales; Symbiodiniaceae.
AUGGCGCUUUCGUGCCACCAAAAGCGGGCACGGCUUCCGCGCUCGGCGCGUGCUUGGCGCCUGCGCCCCUCGCUCCGCUGGCGCCCCUCGCGCGCACGUGCGCAGGGUGCAUGUUGGAUGCGAGAGGAUCUCGAAACACCUGCCUUGGCUGCUGAUCCUUCUGCCAGUGUUGCGCAGGCGACGCGCAGACCGCUCCAACCGCGUGGCCAACGUCGCCCGCGUGGCCCGCGAGAGCCGCGCUGCCCGCGUGGCCAGCGCCAACAGCGAGCUGAAGAGCCGCGAGCUGCGGGAGUUGCGGGAGGUCUUCGAGCUGGCGGACACGGACUGCAACGGCCGCAUCUCGGCGCGGGAGCUGCGCAGCGCCAUGUGGGUGCUGGGCAUCUGCAGCGAUAUGGGCAGCGUGAGGCAGACGGUGGCCGAGUUCGACGUCGAUGGCCACGGCGAGAUCAACUUCGAAGAAUUCGUGCGAGCGGCGAGCCAGACGCAGAGUGCCUUGCAGCGGGCGGUGAACCGCGGCCGCAUCUUGUCGCGCAUGAGCGCGCUGUUUUUCGACCACGACGACUUCGACACUUUGGGCCCCGAAAAAGUGGCUCAGGCGCGCGUGCAAGAGCCAGGCACUUCCUGCAGCUCUGCCUCUGCGAGUUGGCGGUGGUGUGUUUGCGGGUGCGGGUGAGCAGUUGGGUCUUGAACCGGGUGCUGAGAUGGCGCCUGGUGACUCUGGCGGCACGGCCCAUCGUGACGGGCCGGUUCCUGACGCUUUUGGUGCGACACCGCCGUAUCAGUGAGGCGCUGCUGGUCUUCCUGCGCCUGCCGGGCGCCGAGAGAGGCGUGGUGCCUCUGCUCUACUUCGACGCGCAGCUGGCGGAGCUGUGCCGCGCGCCCGACGUGGACCAGGUGGUCGGGCGCCUGGUCGGCCGGCACGGCAUGGGCUCCUUCUUUCGGCGCUUCAUCGUCACAGCGCCCCCGCAGAUGCUGAGGCGAUUCAUCCAGCACAAGGCCACCGCUCAACUGGUCGCAAAGGUGGUGUGCCAGUUCUCUGCAGCCCGGGACUCGGCCGCCUGGGCGCACCGCCGGCGCCGGGAGCUGCCGGCGGCGGUGGCGCGGGCGUGCCAGGAGCCGGGGGCGGAGCUCUGGGCUAUGCACUUCUGCGCCACGCCGGGUGUGGAGGAGUGGCUGGGCGCCUUGUUGAGCGACCCCCGCGGCGCUGGCUUCGCUCACCGCCUGUUGCUGGAGCCUGGCUUCAUUGACAAGGUGGAGGACUUUUUGGGUUUCAAGGAGGCCCGAAAGUUCGUGAUCCGCCUGCUGCGCCAGCCCGGGGUCUACCGCUUCGUCACGUGGCUGAACAGGGACCCGGAGAUGCAGCGGUGGUUUGCACGCAUUGCGAAGCGGGAGAAGCCCAUGGUCUUCAUCACGGAGAUGCUUCAAGAGCCAGGCCUGGACAAGUUCAUUGUCGGCUUGCUGCUGCGGAAGGGGAACGAUACGGCUUUGAGGUCCAUGCUGGACUUCUGGGUGCACACGGAGGGCUCCUUCGCCUCGGUCUUUGGGUCCUUCUCCAAGAAGCCAGGCGUGGAGCGGGCGCUGGCGCGGGUGGUCAUCAGCCCAGGCUUUUUGGAUGGCUUCGUCUUCAGGAAGUUCCUGUGGCAAGAUGGGCUUUGGGAACUGGCUGUGGAGGCGGCCACCCUGGUUGGAGUGCGGGGAUUGGUGGACAAUGUGCUGCCGCUGACGCUGGCCGUUCUUUCAGCCAUCCUGGCCUUCUACGCACAAGGCGAUGCGUGCCCCCGUUGA